Messenger RNA from Chelmon rostratus (copperband butterflyfish), 2072 nucleotides. Its product is annotated as cell division control protein 42 homolog. The transcript has 6 exons. Gene Ontology annotation, biological process: modification of synaptic structure; small GTPase-mediated signal transduction. NCBI's taxonomy places the organism in Eukaryota, Metazoa, Chordata, Actinopteri, Chaetodontiformes, Chaetodontidae. Gene Ontology annotation, cellular component: dendritic spine. Gene Ontology annotation, molecular function: GTP binding; GTPase activity. The record is from RefSeq and is a predicted model, not a curated record. Bases 164 to 739 code for a protein of 191 amino acids.
GUGGAAGUCGGGUUCCCGACUCAGCUUCCCUCUGACUGUAGCAAGUUAUUGCUUGCUGGUGCCAACGCCCGGCGAAACGGCCAGCUAACAUAAACUAACGUAGCGGAGACACGGAGGGACAUUGCAGCCAACCUUAUUGGCAGCAGAAUCAGAAAGCACAAAGAUGCAGACUAUCAAAUGUGUGGUGGUGGGUGAUGGAGCCGUGGGAAAGACCUGCCUAUUGAUUUCAUACACCACCAACAAAUUCCCCUCUGAAUAUGUACCAACAGUGUUUGACAACUAUGCAGUUACUGUAAUGAUUGGAGGUGAACCAUACACCCUUGGCUUAUUUGAUACAGCAGGUCAGGAGGAUUAUGACCGGUUACGACCACUAAGCUACCCACAGACAGACGUCUUCUUAGUCUGUUUCUCAGUUGUUUCACCCUCCUCCUUUGAGAAUGUUAAAGAAAAGUGGGUUCCUGAAAUAACUCACCACUGUCCCAAGACCCCAUUCCUGUUGGUCGGCACUCAGAUUGACCUGCGUGAUGACCCCUCCACAGUGGAGAAGCUAGCCAAGAACAAACAGAAGCCAAUCACCCCUGAGACGGCCGAAAAGCUUGCUCGGGACCUUAAGGCAGUCAAAUACGUCGAGUGCUCAGCCCUAACACAGAAAGGAUUAAAGAAUGUGUUUGAUGAGGCAAUACUGGCUGCCCUGGAGCCUCCUGAACCUAAGAAAAGAAGUAAAUGUGUUCUGCUCUAAGUUUCGCCGCAGCCUUCGCCACACCAGUUUCCAAAUGUAGGUUAACAGUACUGAAGAGGUUUGCUGCACAAGCACAUUCCAACACGAGUUGAGGUAUCAUGAAAUAUUUGCCUUCUGACUGACUUAAACUGUAUGUGACAUUAUGAAAUAACGUUUCAGUUAGACCACAUUAUGUUUAGAGUUCAUCUUCCAGAAGUGUUAUUCUAAAGAACGGACUAUGAAGUGAUAUUUUAAUAGAACUACUGUUGUUUCGAUUGCCUUGUAAAACACAAACAAGCUGAUUAUGAUGGGUUAGAGAGAUGCUCACAUUAUGUCUUAGUAUGUCCUACAUUUGUUUUUUGUACGUUUAUAGUAACUUCCGUAAAGUUAAUAAUUUCUACUGUAUGUUCAGGCCUGCGCACAAGACUGCAUUUAGUUCACACUGCAUCGCUCUUCCAUUAGUGAGUGUCUACUGAUCCAGAAUCUUGCUAGCGUCUUAAAACGUUAAGAAUGACAGGUUUUGCAAAGGGGUAAUUAAAGUCACUGCAUUUUUACAUAAUUUCCUGUUCAAUGUCAAGAUGGCCCCUUGCGGAAGACACAUUUGCCGUAAUAUGACAUUUCUAGGCUAUGCUCCACCGUAGCUCUAGUUUGUUCUAACAAGACGUGAUAAAUUGACACCUGUCAGAGCAGAGAUCCACAGAAGCUGACUAAAAAGUGGGAAAUGCAUGGAGCUUGAGAUUUAAAUGCAGCGAUAACCCUCCAUUGGAAGCCAUGUACCAGAAAUAGCCACUGUCAGUUUUAAGUAACUACAUGCAAGGAGUUAAAGCACAGCAGUUUGCCACUCAUUUACUUUUUGAGACAGAAGUGAGUUAACAAGAAAGUGAUCUCCUGAAUGCUUAUUAAAAGUUGCAAUGGCUGAACUUUGUGGGAGCAGUUCAGCCUAUAACCCCAGGCUAAUGAACUAUUUUGUGAAAUGAACACACUUGCUGCUACACCGCAGCGUCAUUAAGUCAGAUAGCAACACAUCGAUACAAAAAGCUAUACUGUCUGUUUGAGAUCCUGUGAAUAUUUGAGUGGCUGAACGAGCACUAUUUGCAUUUGUCUUUUACUAUAUCCAUGGCUGGAUGGUGGGCUUGAAUUUGUAAAUAUAGUGAAAUUAACUGGUAACUUAUUGACUAUACAAUGUGUGCAUUACUGACAACGAGAUUUAGAGAAGCAGAGAUGACACUGAAAUCAAAUUAACCGGGAAAAUAUUAAGAGAACGAGUUGCUUGGACUCUGAUUUUUAUUCAAAUUGACAUCAAAGUUGUACUGUAUAUUGCAUCACAAUAAACCAGUAUUAUGAAUAAACCUAA